UAUAUUUUUACGUCACCAUUUCAUCAACAGCGUCAAGGUGUUCUUAUCUUCCUGGAAAGAGAAGCUCUUGGCAGGAAGAGGACUGAAAGAGAAAGUCUGCUCAAACCCGCUUUCGUCUCCUGCCAUUAUGGUGACAUUUAUCUGCUUCAAAAGCUUUCCAAGAGGGAGAUCUGGAAUUGUUAUGUUGCACAUUCCAGUGAAGGACUUCCUGAGCCUCAAUAUUCCAGAUGAAGGGAGCCAAAAGGUUCUGCUGAGGGGAAACCCUGAAGUUAUCAUACUAUUGAUGAUGGGUCCUAUUGUUUUGACUGCGUUGGCGCUGCUCCUGGUUGCGCAGGAAGGUACCGCAGACAGAAUCCAAAACAGAAGAACCAAAAGGGAGCUGGCCAGUCCUCUGCAUGCUGGUGGCAUCAGGGACCCAUACGGCUCCUACUGCCACAGGCGAGGAGGCUGUUGCCCCGGCAGAGACGACCUGUGCACCGUGCCCUACCUGGAUACCAUCUGCUACUGUGAUUUGUUCUGCAACCGAACCAUCUCCGACUGCUGCCCGGACUUCUGGAACCGCUGUCUGGGUGUCCCGCCACCUUUCAUUGAUAUCUGUGAAAGAAAUGGAAACAAGUUUUAUACAGGGCAAACAUACAAAGAAAACUGCAAUUUAUGCACAUGUGGAUCCUCGGGACGCUGGCAGUGUGAGCAGAAUGCUUGCCUUAUUGAGCCGGACGUCAUUAAUGCCGUCAACCGAGGAAACUACGGAUGGAAAGCUGCAAACUACAGUCAGUUAUAUGGCUUGACUUUGGAUGAAGGCAUCCGAUUCAGACUGGGCACAAAGAGACCUUCCAGCACUAUUAUGAACAUGAAUGAGAUUCAGAUGAACAUGGACCCUCAGAAUGAUCAUCUACCGCUCUACUUCAACUCACUGGAGAAGUGGCCCGGGAAAAUUCACGAACCGCUGGAUCAGGGCAACUGUGCCGCCUCAUGGGCUUUUUCAACUGCAGCUGUGGCAUCAGACCGAAUCUCCAUUCAGUCCAUGGGUCACAUGACUCCUCAGCUGUCGCCCCAAAAUCUUAUCUCCUGUGACACACGCAACCAAGGAGGCUGCGCAGGAGGCCGAGUAGACGGAGCCUGGUGGUACCUCCGGCGUCGUGGAGUUGUGACAGAUGACUGUUACCCAUACCAACCUCCGCAACAAAGCCCAGCAGAGGUGGGGCGUUGCAUGAUGCAGAGUCGCUCAGUGGGGCGAGGCAAGAGGCAAGCCACACAGCGUUGCCCCAACACACAGAACUACCACAACGACAUCUACCAGUCCACACCGCCCUACAGGCUCUCAUCCAACGAAAAAGAGAUUAUGAAGGAGAUCAUGGAUAAUGGUCCUGUGCAAGCUAUUAUGGAGGUCCAUGAGGACUUCUUUGUCUACAAGAGUGGGAUCUACAAACACACUGAUGUCAGCUUUGCCAAACCGCCACACUACCGCAAACAUGGCACACACUCGGUCAGGAUCCUUGGGUGGGGAGAAGACAGAGGCUAUAAUGGGACACCAAGAAAAUACUGGAUUGCUGCCAACUCCUGGGGAAAGAACUGGGGCGAGAACGGCUACUUCCGCAUCGUUCGGGGAGAAAAUGAGUGCGAGAUCGAAGCAUUUGUGAUCGGCGUCUGGGGCAGAAUCACUAUGGAGGACAUGCAGAAUCACCAACAUCGCCGCAGACACGUUUAAAAGAAGACUUUUGUGAUUUUGAAACCCCCCACUGUGAUCUUUGCUUUUUUGCUCUGCAGCAGAGAACGUCACUGUGUCCCUUUAACGAACAAACUGUCUGGGAGGGCCUCAAAGCUAAAACCUUGCUUUACAGUGGGGGCGUCUAUGCAAACACUGUUAAUUCACUUCUUCAUUAGAACAAACUGCCCAACUUUAU
This is a messenger RNA of Gambusia affinis (western mosquitofish), 1904 nucleotides long. RefSeq names its product tubulointerstitial nephritis antigen-like 1 (gene tinagl1). NCBI's taxonomy places the organism in Eukaryota, Metazoa, Chordata, Actinopteri, Cyprinodontiformes, Poeciliidae. Gene Ontology annotation, cellular component: lysosome. Bases 128 to 1708 code for a protein of 526 amino acids. The transcript is spliced from 14 exons. Gene Ontology annotation, biological process: proteolysis. Gene Ontology annotation, molecular function: cysteine-type peptidase activity; peptidase inhibitor activity. The record is from RefSeq and is a predicted model, not a curated record.